AUGAAGCAUCUUGUCAUUCGUUUGCUGUGCUGUCUGCCAGUUUGCUUGGCUUAUCCACUGGAUGGGACAGUGAAGGAGGACUCCAAGAUGGAUCUUGUCCAGCAAUACCUAGAAAACUACUACAAUCUAGAAAAAGAUCUGAAGCAGUCUGUGAGAAGAAAGGACAGCAACCCUAUUGUGAAAAAAAUACAAGAGAUGCAGAGGUUCCUGGGGCUGAAGGUGACUGGGAGGCUGGACGCCGACACCAUGGAGGUGAUUCACAAGCCCAGAUGCGGAGUGCCUGAUGUCGGGGACUUCUCUACCUUUCCUGGCUCGCCCAAGUGGAAGAAAACUCACCUUACUUACAGGAUUGUGGACUAUACGCAGGAUCUGUCAAGAGAUGCCGUUGAUGCCGCCAUUGCGAAAGCCCUGAAAGUCUGGGAGGAAGCGUCUCCCCUGACCUUCUCCAGGGUGCAUGCGGGAGAGGCUGACAUCAUGAUCUCGUUUGCAGUUAGAGAGCAUGGGGAUUUUAUCCCUUUUGAUGGACCUGGGAAAGUUCUGGCUCACGCCUACCCUCCUGGACAAGGGAUUUACGGAGAUGCUCAUUUUGAUGAUGAUGAACAGUGGACAGAGGACACAUCAGGGAUCAAUUUAUUCCUUGUUGCUGCGCAUGAACUCGGCCAUUCCCUGGGCCUCUUCCAUUCAGACAAGCCUGAAGCUUUGAUGUACGCACUCUACAAGCCACCCACAGACAUAGGGCGGUUCCGCCUUUCUCAAGAUGAUGUGAAUGGCAUUCAGUCCCUCUACGGACCUCCUCCUGCCUCCCCUAAUGAUUCUGUGAUGCCUCAGGACUCCAAUCCGACAGCACCCGAGUUCCCAGUCAUGUGUGACCCCGACUUGUCCUUCGAUGCAGUAAGCACUCUGAGGGGAGAAAUCUUGUUCUUUAAAGACAGAUAUUUUUGGCGCCGAAUCCACUGGAACCACAAACCUGAAUUUCAUUUGAUUUCAACGUUUUGGCCCUCGCUCCCACCAGAGUUGGAUGCUGCAUGUGAAGUUAACAGCCAGGACACCGUUUUUAUUUUUAAAGGAAAUAAGUUCUGGGCCACCAGAGGAAAUGAGAUACAAGUAGGUUAUCCAAGAAGCAUCCAUACCCUGGGCUUUCCUCCAACUGUAAAGAAAAUUGAUGCAGCCAUGUCUGAUCAGAAAGAGAAGAAAACAUACUUCUUUGUAGAAGACAAAUACUGGAGAUUUGAUGAAAACAGCCAGAUCCUGGAGCAAGGCUUCCCCAGACUAAUAGCUGACGACUUCCCAGGAGUUGAGCCAAAGAUUGAUGCUGUCCUGGAGGCAUCUGGGCUUUUUUAUUUCUUCAGUGGAUCGUCGCAGUUUGAAUUUGACCCUAAAGCCAAGAUGGUGACACAUGUGUUGAAAAGCAACAGUUGGUUACAUUGUUAG
This is a messenger RNA of Echinops telfairi (small Madagascar hedgehog), 1431 nucleotides long. RefSeq names its product stromelysin-2. The transcript is spliced from 10 exons. Gene Ontology annotation, biological process: proteolysis; extracellular matrix organization; collagen catabolic process. Gene Ontology annotation, molecular function: zinc ion binding; metalloendopeptidase activity. Gene Ontology annotation, cellular component: extracellular matrix. The record is from RefSeq and is a predicted model, not a curated record. The coding region runs from base 1 to 1431 and encodes 476 amino acids. Lineage: Eukaryota; Metazoa; Chordata; Mammalia; Afrosoricida; Tenrecidae.